AUUUCUUAGUAGGUGUUGUUUAUCGCAUAAUUUUAAUGUGUAUAUAUGUUAUGUAUUCUGUAUGUAUGCCUGAGAAUAAAUUUGCGUACAGUUACUUAAUUUUCGUGGGAUGAUAUUACGAGUUAAUAUCCUGCUUGUUUAAUAAUGUCUCAAGCUGUUAUAUCAACCAGCCAGGCUCACGAUAGCCCGAUUGUAGAAAGGAAUAUUCAUGAAAUGCUAAAGGACACUCCUGUCAUGAAUGAUAGUAAUAGUGCAGUCCAUUCAGGAACUGCACCUCCAACACCACAGCAUCUAGGUUAUAUACCACAUCCCACUUCUCUGCCAUUAUCCACAACUGCAGCACCAUCUACAGUUGCCACAACGCCAUUGAGCCCUACACAGAAUGGUGACCCCACUAUUGUAAAGGCACAACAAUCUAAGAUCGAAACAAUUAAAAACUGGAGUAUUUCAACAUACAAGUGUACAAAACAACUGAUGUUUGAGAAACUGGGUAAGACAUCAAGGACUGUUGAUACAGAAUUGGAAGCACAGAUAGAGCAGUUGCGGGACACACAGAGGAAAUACUCAAACAUUCUGCGCCUCUCCCGAGCAUUGGCCAGUCACUUCUAUCAUGUUGUGCAGACUCAGCACGCACUGGGUGAGGCAUUCUCAGAUCUAGCACAGAAGUCCCCAGAACUGCAGGAGGAGUUCCUGUAUAAUGCAGAGACACAGCGGAACCUCACCAAGAAUGGUGAGACUCUUCUGGGGGCACUCAACUUCUUUGUUUCCUCAGUCAAUACUCUAUGUAACAAGACCAUAGAAGAUACGCUACUCACCAUCCGUCAGUAUGAGACAGCCAGGAUAGAGUACGAUGCUUACAGAACAGACCUAGAGUUGCUGGCUCAGGCACCAAGAACUGAUGCCAACACGGCACGCCUCGAAGAGGCACAGCAGAAUUAUGACCUCCACAAAGUUAACUUUGAGAAACUUCGCUCUGAUGUUUCCAUAAAACUGAAGUUCCUGGAUGAGAACAGGAUCAAGGUGAUGCAUAAGCAACUGUUACUGUUCCACAAUGCUGUGUCUGCAUAUUUUUCUGGAAACCAAACAGCAUUAGAAGCGACAUUGAAGCAGUUUAACAUCAAGGUCAAGUCGCCAAAUUCUUCAUACCCAUCAUGGUUGGAACAAUAAUAGCAUUGCUAUUAUAGCAGCAGAAUUUUGUACUGUGAGUGAGCUCAUCGGACUGGCCGAUGGUACAAGGAAGUAGUCAUCGUGAGUAACUGAGUAUGAAUCAGAAUUUAGGUUGGGCAGCUGUUACCAGCCCAGUGGUGUAUAGAGAGGCAGAAUUUAGGACGUUGGAAGGUUAGAAUACCAACAUUUCAGUCUGAACAAUCACUUGCUGUCAUGUUUGAUCUCAUUUGGUUUUCUGUGUCAUAAAGGGAUGUUAUAAAGGGAAUAUCUGCAGUAAAGCUUCUUUGGUAUGAUUUUCAAGGGACCAAGAAGUAAAUGUUGGUGUGUAAACAAUAUAUGUUGUUGUUGUUUCUUGGCUCUGCAACCCGGUUGUGGGUUUUCGCCGCCAAUAUAAAAGUUGCUUAAUUCUCUUAGUAUAUUUAGAAUACUCAAUUCUUUGUGUUCAUUUGGAUGUUGCAGCUGGUUUAUCCGAUCUUGCUUUAUCACUUCCCUUGUUACUAUCAACUUCUGCUUCAUUUUCUCUUUACCAUUUUGCAGUGAUAAGGAAUUUUAUUUAGAACAUGUCAGAAGCUUUGAGUGGGAAAAUUAGGAAUUUUAGUGUGCGAAACAUGGUAAAAUUAUUAUGUACAGUAAUGGAACUGUAAGUUAUCAGUAUUUGAAGACUGGAAACACAUUGAGGAUCAUUCUAAAGAAGUUUCACUGAUUAUUCUCGACUGUGCACAUCUUAUUGACUUGUUUAUCGAGUACUCUGUACAUCUUCAUGAUGUGGUGUGUAAUAAAUACCACAGACAACUUUGUUUUAACAAAUAAUACCAGAUGUUUGGUGCAAAAAUAAGGCAAAUACAGUUUUUGACUCAAAAGUACAAAUUUACCUAAAUUGUUUAAUCUUUUUUUUUUAUGUAAGUUUAUAAGAAGUGGAGUUGUAGCUUUUUGCAAUAAACCCUCAAAACUUACAAUGAAAAAUUACAAUAUAUUUUGGAAUAUGACAUUAGUAUUGUAAUGUGGUAUGUACAUGAAAAUGGUGUUGCGCUAUAGGAAGCCCUCUCUAAUACCAGAACAUUAGAACUGUGAAAAAAAGAAAGAAAAUCUGCUCCACAACACAUGCUUCAGAAAAGUAAAUGGAGAACUUUUCAUAGUUUAUGUUACCUGUUUCUGUUUUAAUGAAGUGGUGUGUGAAUGACUUUCUAAUCAGUAUCUCCACACAGACAAAAUGAAGGUAGGAGUUCCAAUACACAGAAAUAAUAAAUUAUGAUUUAACAUAGAUGUUAUGUAAUGCAGAGAAUUUUAAUGAAAUGUGCUACACUAGAACUUGAUAUAAUUAUCUUACCUGUGUAAGAUUAUGGAAUGGUAAACAUAUGAGAGUGUAUGUAUUGUUUGAGCCUUGUUUUGCUAUUUAUAUAUUACUGUGCGUAAUGCAUGGAAGGAUAUGCUGGUGUGAAGGAUCUCAAUGCUUUAUAUCCUAGCAAGAUUAUUAUCAUGUUAAAUGUCA
Messenger RNA from Zootermopsis nevadensis, 2656 nucleotides. RefSeq names its product ADP ribosylation factor interacting protein arfaptin (gene Arfip). Gene Ontology annotation, biological process: regulation of Arp2/3 complex-mediated actin nucleation; intracellular protein transport. The record is from RefSeq and is a predicted model, not a curated record. NCBI's taxonomy places the organism in Eukaryota, Metazoa, Arthropoda, Insecta, Blattodea, Termopsidae. Gene Ontology annotation, molecular function: protein domain specific binding; phospholipid binding. Gene Ontology annotation, cellular component: trans-Golgi network membrane.